This is a messenger RNA of Penicillium manginii, 471 nucleotides long. RefSeq lists its product as uncharacterized. The coding region runs from base 1 to 471 and encodes 156 amino acids. The record is from RefSeq and is a predicted model, not a curated record. Lineage: Eukaryota; Fungi; Ascomycota; Eurotiomycetes; Eurotiales; Aspergillaceae. The transcript has a single exon.
AUGGGGAAAUCACCCGAGUCCGUGGCUCAAGACACGACUCCAUUCUCCUUGACUAUGGAGGUGGAAGAAGAUAUCGAGCAAGAAAUCGAGAACUUCGUGCGGUUCAAGCGACGAGGCGAAUACUUGCAGGCACAGGAGCUUUUCCAGCAAAGUCUCUCCAGUCACCUCGCCUUAUUUCCGGUCAUUGCCGAGUACGCAGAUUUACUUCUAGAACAAGGCAAAUUUCGAACUCUAUCUGAAUUUCUGGAUAUCCAACUUCAAUACAUGGAGUCGAUGCUGGAAGAGCAAGAAGUGGAAUUAUUACGCAUCAUGAGAUCCCUCGUCGGAAUUUAUACUAUAGGGGCUUUGCGCCCAGCUCUCGAACAAGCUAGAGAUACUUGGAAUUUUCUCCGCCGACAGAGAUCCAAGGUGCCUCCUGGUACACUUCCCAGCGAUGUGGAGGUAGGAUCUAGUUAUUUUCCAUAUUAUUGA